Messenger RNA from Oryzias latipes (Japanese medaka), 1682 nucleotides. The record is from RefSeq and is a predicted model, not a curated record. NCBI's taxonomy places the organism in Eukaryota, Metazoa, Chordata, Actinopteri, Beloniformes, Adrianichthyidae.
UGACGCAUGCGCAACUGACCUUUGUCAGCCACCGUGUGUUUCCUCAGGAGCGACUGUACCGUGGGGUCUGCGCGCGACAGAACCAGGACUAGGACCGCGGGAAGGUGGACAGAAUCGGCUGUGGCUCUGAGAUGCCAAGCUGUGGUCCAUGGGGGUGAGCCGGCUAGAUGUCUUUUACCGAAGACUGCUCCUCACAAAACUCUUCAUCGGCGGAUGGGGAAAACCAGAAGAUCUGAAGAGAAUCUUUGAGUUCCGUAAGAUCGUUGGAGACCGGGAGAAGUGCAAGGCUCUGGUUUCAGAAGAUUAUCCAGUUCACAUCGACAAGACCGAAGAACAGGCUGACUGUCACAUCCACGAUGGCUUCUUCAUCUCUCCUCUGGAGCACUUGGUGCCAGGAAUCCUGCCCCCAGAGGCCAUUAAAGCCAGGUUCCAGUUUAUCGUUCCUAAGGUGUGGAAAAAGAACCGACCUGUGUGCAUCCAGCUAGCUGGAACUGGAGAUCAUUUCUUCUGGCGGAGGAGGACUCUGAUGGCCCGGCCCAUGAUCAAAGAGGCGGGGAUUGCUUCACUUCUUCUGGAGAAUCCAUAUUAUGGCUAUCGAAAACCCAAGGACCAGCUACGAUCCAGCCUGAAGAAUGUGUCAGACCUGUUUGUGAUGGGCGGGGCUCUCAUCCUGGAGUCGACGGCACUCCUCCGCUGGCUGGAGAGAGAAGGAUACUGGCCUCUGGGAAUGACUGGCAUCUCAAUGGGGGGAUAUAUGGCGUCUCUGGCGGUAACCAACUGGCCUAAACCAAUCCCCCUGGUUCCAUGUUUGUCCUGGUCCACUGCCUCCAGUGUGUUCACCACGGGAGUGCUGAGUAAAGCGGUGAACUGGUCUCAGCUGGAGAAGCAAUACGCAGUCAACUCUGUGUACGAGAAGGAGAUCAUACAGCUGCUGGAGUACUGCGGGGUGCGUCUCAUCCUGAAAUGGAUACACAUGUUCUCAUCCUCUGUUCGAUGUGCCUUAAAAAAGGCUGAUUCCUUUAAAAUGGGGCCCGAACCUUGGAGAAGAUCAAGUUCUUUGGACCUUGACAACUUCCCUGAGGGCUUUAGUAUGACUUCAGACCAGACCUUUAUUGCUGGCAGGUCUCCUGGAGUUGAUGGGGCCCAUAAUAGGCACCAGGCAGCAGACAGACGAUACCAUCUUGUGUCAGCUUUGGGCUACAGAGGAGCCAGCUCGGACCUGCCAUCAAGUUCUCCCAGACGAGAAAAGACGGAGUCGACCCGGUUCUGUCGGCCGUCCCUACAUGUGGAGUCCAUCAGCUUUAUGAAGGGCGUGAUGGAUGAGUGCACUCACAUGGCCAACUUCUCUGUCCCUGUAGACACCAGCCUCAUCAUUGUGGUCCAGGCCAAAGAGGAUGCCUACGUUCCUCGGGCCGGGGUCCUCAGUCUGCAGGAGAUCUGGCCGGGCUGUGAAGUCAGAUAUCUGAGCGGAGGGCACAUCAGUGCUUACCUGUUCAAGCAGAAUGUCUUCAGGCAGGCCAUCUACGACGCCUUCAACAGGUUCUGCCUGAAGUAUCCGAGUCUGCAGUAGCCUUGAAUCCAGGACUGGGGACUGGGGGGCACAAUGAAAGGAAUGGCUGACGAUCCAUGAUCUGAUGACGUUUUUAAACUAUUUGUACUCUAAUAAACCCACAAACGGACCA